Molecule: messenger RNA, 519 nt
Organism: Acanthosepion pharaonis
Lineage: Eukaryota; Metazoa; Mollusca; Cephalopoda; Sepiida; Sepiidae
Source: the annotation of a GenBank genome assembly
AUGCUAUUCAUAUGUCUCUCUUUCUUACCCCUAGUUUCUAUUACUUUCUAUUCAUAUAUCUAUCUAUCUAUCUAUCUAUCUAUCUAUCUAUCUAUCUAUCCAGUUAGGGUCUACAAUCAUAGCCAAGAUAUUUUCUUCCUAAAUGUCUUUCUUUUUCCUCUUGUUAUGCAAAUUAAAUCAGGAAUUUCUUGCUCUGAUUGCUUCCUUCUUUUAAUCUCUUUCCAUCAUGUUUUCUCCUUCUGCUUAUAUCACCAUUUUUUCUUUUUCUCUUUCUUGAUUAAUUUCUUUUCUUUCCCCACUUCUCUUAUUAUACUUUUACCUUUUUUUACUUUAUCAUGUCCUUGCAUUUUUUUCUCCUUCUUUUCUCUUUCAUUUGCACUUCUAUUUCUUUUUGUUCUUCUUCUCUUAGGCGAACCUGCAUUAAGUUCGGAUCUAUCUAUCUACCCUCGGCCUCUUUCUUUCUUUCUUUCUUUCUUUCUAUCUAUCUAUCUAUCUAUCUAUCUAUCUAUCUAUCUAUAA